This is a messenger RNA of Knipowitschia caucasica, 7503 nucleotides long. Lineage: Eukaryota; Metazoa; Chordata; Actinopteri; Gobiiformes; Gobiidae. The record is from the annotation of a GenBank genome assembly.
AUGGAACAUGGGGGGAGGGGUGGGCGGAAAGGAGGGGGCGGGCGGGGGGGGGGGGGUGGGGGGGGGGGCGGGGGGGGAGCGGGACCAGAGGUGGCGGGGGUGGGGGUGGUGGUUAGGCAAGGGACUGGGGAAGGGGGAGUGGGGGGAGGGGCGGGGGUGAGUGGGGGUGGAGGGAGGGGGGGGAAGGGGAUGGGGGGGCGGGGGCGGCCGUGUGGGGGGGGGGGGUGGGGGGGGGCGGGGGGGGGUGGAGUGUGGGUGGGGGAGGCGGAUCGGAGGGGGGGGCGGGAUGGCGGUUGUGGGGCCAGGGGGGCGGGAUGGGGGAGGGGUGGGAGGUCGGGUGAGGAGGGGCGGGUAGCAGGAGUGGGAGGUGUAUGGGGGCGGGGUGGCGGGCGAGGGGGAGCGUGGGAAGGGCCGGGUCGUGGGGGGGUGGGGGCGUGGUGUGGGGCGGGGGGGGGGGGGGGGGGGAGGGGGGGGGGCCCGGCGGGGGCAGGCGGGGGCGGGGGGAGUGGGGGGGGGCGCGUGGGGAUGGGGAGCGGGGAGGGGGGGUGGUUGAGACGUGGGCGAGGGGAGGGUGGAGCAGACGCGAGGGAGGGGAAGUGGAGUGGGAGCGGGGGGGCGGCGGGGAACUGUGGUCGGGCGAGUGUGGCGAUGGUAGGGAGGGUGGUAUGGCAUUUGGGGGGCGCGUGGGGGCGUGGAGGUGACACGAGGGGGGGGGUCGAAUUGACGGGGGCCGGGGGGGGGGGGACGGGUGGAUGGGUGGGGGGGAGGGGGAGGUGGGCAGUGGGGGUGUGGGUGAGGGGGGGGUCAGAGGGGGAGUGGGGGGGAGAGAGGGCGGGGAGAGGGGGGGGCGUUGGAGGGGGCGGGAGGAGUGGGCGCCUUGGGGGGAAGGGAAGGGGGUGGGGGGGUGGGGCGGGUGGGGGAGACCGGGCGGAGGGCGGGAAGGGGUGUUGGCGUGAGGGUGGGGGUGAGAGAGGGGGGGGGGGGGGGGGGGUGGGAGGCGGGGGGAGGGACGUGGUGGGGUGUGGGGGGGGGGUUGCGACGGGGGGGCGGGGGGGGGGGGGGGGGCGGCGGCGAGGGCGGGGGGAGAGGGGGUCGUGGGGGAGGGGGUUUGGGGGUGGCGAGGUCGCGUUGGUUCGGAGAGGGGAGCCGGGUGGGAGCAGGGGAGGGAUGGCAGGGGGGGCGAUGGGGGGGACGGGGGGGGGGUGGGGUGGAUGGGGGGGCGGGAGGGCGCAGGGGGGGGGGGAGGGGUGGCAGGCGGGGAGGAGGGGGGGGAAGUUAGGUCGAGGGGGGACGGGGUGCGGUGGAGGGGGUGGGGGGGGGUGGGGAGGCCGGGGGGGGGGGGUGGGUGAGGGGGAAGGGGGGGGGGGGAGGGGUGAGCGGGGGGGGGGGCGGCGGGGGGUGGCUGAGCGUGCGUGGUUGAGUGAGGUGUGGUGGAGCGGGGGCUGGGGACGUGUGCUGGGGGGGGGGACGGGUUGGGGGAGGGGGGGGGGGGGCGGCGGGGCGUGGGGGUGGAGGCGAGGAGGAGGUGAGGGCACAGGGUGGGGGCGGGGUUGGGGGGCGGGGGGGAGGAGAUGGGGGCGGGGUGGGGGGUGGGGGGGGGGUGCGUGUUUUUGGGGGGGGGGGAUCGGGAGGGGGGGGUGCCGGGUGGGAGGCGGGGGGCGGGGGGGGGAUGGCGGGGGGGGGAGGGAGGGUGGGGUAGAGCGGGGGAGGGCUGAAGGGGGGGGGGGGGGUGGACAGGCGUGGCGGGGGGUUGGGGGGCUGGGGGGGGGAGGAGGUGUGGGGGAGGGGCAGAGGGGGUGGACGGUGGUGUGGGCGGGGGGUGGGGUGAGGGGGCGGGGUGGCGACGGUAGGGGGGCGUGGGGGGAGAUGGGGGGGGGAGAGGGGUGGGGGGGAGGGGUAGGGGUUUGGGGGAGAGGGGGGGGGGGGGGAGCCGGGAGGGGGGGGGGGGCCGGGGACGGGGGAUGGAUGGGAGGGGAGGUGAGCGGGUGGGCGAUUUGGGGGUGGAGCGGGGGGGGAGGGGUGGGGAUUUGCCUGGAGAUGAGGUGGGGCGGGUGGGGGGGGGGGGGGAUGUGCGGAGUGGGCGAGGGCAGAUGCAGGGGGGGAGAGGAGUGGGUGGUGAGGGACGUGGGGGGGAAGGGCAAGGCGGCAGGAGCGGGGUCGGGGGAGGCCGGGGCCGGUGGGAUGGGGGAGGGGGGAGGGAGAGGGGGGGAGAGAGAGUGGGGUGGGUGGGGGAGGGUGUACGGGGGGGGGGGGUCACGGGGGGGAGGGGGGGGGGAGGAGGGAAAGGAAGGGGGGGGUGCGGGGGCAAAUUCGCGGGAGUGGCGGCGGGGGAGCGGGGGGGGGCGGGGUGGUGCCGGAGGGCGGGUCGAGGGACGGGGUGAUGGAGCAGGGGGGGGGGGGAGUGGGGGGCGGGGGGGGAUGCGAGGGGGGGGCGGGGGGCGGGUGGCUGAGAGGGGGGGGGGGGGGAGGGGGGCAGGGGGGUGGGGAGGUGGGGUGGGGGCUUGGGGGGUAGGUCGGGGGUGGGGGAGGGGGUGUGGGGGUGGGGGGCGGGGGGGUCGGGGGGGAAGGGGGUGGUGGGUGGAAGUGCGGGGGCGUGGGAGGUCGUUCGUGUCAGGGAGCCGUGGGGGUGGGAGGGGGGGUGUGGGGUGGGGCGGCGGGGAGGAGAGGGGGAGGAGGGGGGGCGGGGAUGAGGGGGGGGGCGGGGUGAGCGGGCGGGGGGUCAAGGGGGACGGGGGGCGGGGGGUGAGACCGGAGGUGGGUGGGGGGGUGGGUGUUUGGUGUGGGGGUGGGGGGGCGAAGGAGCCGAGGGUGGGGCGGUGCGGGGUGGGGGGGAGGGGAGGGGAGUGGGAGAAGGGGAGGGUGGGUAGGGGAGUCGGGGGGGGAGGGGGGCGAGGGGGGGAGGGGGUGGUGGAGUGGGGGGAAGAUGAGCGGGGGGGGGGUGCGGGGUUAACGGGGGGGGGGGCGGCGGGGGGGGGGAAGGAGGAGGGGGGGAGGGCGGCGAGGGGGCUGGGGGGGGGGGACGUGGGGGCGGGUAUAGGGGUGUGGGGGCGAGGAAAGGUGGGGGGGGGGGACGUGGCGGUGGGGGGUGCGGGGCCGGGGGGGGGGGGUGGCGGGGGGGGGAGGGGGGUGGGUGGGGGGGUUACGGGGUGGGGGGGGGUGGGGGAGGAGCGGGGCGGGAAGGGGGGGAGGUGGGGGGGGGGGGGGGGGGACGGGGUCGGGGUGGGGCGUGGGGGGGGGGAUGUGGGGGGGGGGUGGGUGGGGGAGGGGCCCAGGGUGGGGCGGGGUGUGGGGGGGAGGGGUGGGUGGGGGGGGGGGGGGGGUGAGUGGUUGAGGGUGGUGUGGGGGGGGCGGGGGUGGGCGGGGGGGUGGGGGGAAGGGGAGGGGGUGGGGGGUGGGAUGGGGAGGGGGUGGAGGUGGGGGCGGGGGCGGGGAGGGGGGGGCCAGGCGAAGGAGGGGGAGGGGGUUGAUGCGGAUGUGGGGGGGGGCGGGGGGGGGGGGGGUGACGGAGGGGGGGGGGGGGGGGGGGGGGUUGGGGAUGGGGGGGGGGGGAGGGGGGGCGGGGGCUGGAGGAGGGGCGGGGGGGGCGCGCAGAGGGGGGGGUGGCCGGGGGCGGGGCGGGGGGGGGGGCGAGGAGAGGGUUGGCGCGUGAGGGGGGCGGGGGACGGGGCGGGAGGGAGGUGGGGGGGGGGGUGGGGGUGGGCGGGGCGGGGGGGGAGGGCGGAGGAGCGGAGGGGCGGGCGCGGUGGUGGUACGGGUAGGGUUGGGGCGAGGGGGGGCCUGCGGGGGGGCACCGUGGGGGGGGUUAGGGGGGCGGAGGGGAGUUGGGGUGUGAGGUCGGGGUGGGGCGGUGGAGAGGGGGGUGGGAGGACGGGCCGUCGGGGGGUGGGGGAGGGGGGGGGUAAAACACACCACAGGGGGGGGGGGCGUGGGGGGCAGGGGGGUGGGGCGGGAGGGGUAGUGAGGGGGGGGGAGGUGGAUGGGGAAAAGGGGGGGGGUUGGGGGGUGAGGGGGGGGGUGGCGGAAGGGGGGUGGGGCGAGGCGGGGCGUGGGGAGCGUCGUCGUGGUGGGCUGGCGGUGGGGCGGACGUCCGGGGGGGACGUGGGGCGGGGGGGGGGGCGGGCGGAGGGGUGUCGGGAGGGGGGUGGGGAGUGGGGGGGGGGGGGUGGGGGUGGACGGAGGGGUGCACAGCGGGGGAAGCGGCGGGUGGAGACGGGGGGGGGAUGGGAGAUGAGGACGGGGGGUUGGGGGGGUGGGGGGGAGGGAAUAUGGGGGGGAAGGGCAGUAGGGGGUAGUGGGGGAGGGGGUGAGUGGAGAGCGGCGGGAGGGGCGAGGGGGGGCGGGGGCGGGUGGGAGGGGGGGUGGGGGGGGGGGGCGAGCGGCCAGGGUCCGGGGGGACGCCGCACGGUGGGGCGUGGGGUGUCGGAAGGUGUGCGGAGGCAGCAGAGGGAUCAAAAAACCACCGGGGGCGCACAGGAAAUGUCGGCGACGGCUAGGGGCGAGGAGGAGACGGGGGCGGGGGUGGGCCGCCGCGUGGUGGAGGGCGGGAACAGCCCGGGUGGGGGGGGAAGGUACGGCCGCCCAUGGAAGCGGGGGGGUGGGCACCGCUCCGAGCAGGGGAGAGGGGGUCCGGGGGCCGGGCGGGCGGGGGUGGGGGGGGUGUGGGGGGCGGGGGGACAGGGAGGGGGGGCGAACGAGGGGGGGGAACGAGGGGGCGGGGAAGGUAGGGGGGGGGAGUGGGGGAGGGGCGACCUGGGAGGAGGUGGGCGAGUGGGGUGGGGAGGGGGGGGCGAGGGGUGGAAGGAGGUGGAGGGGAGUGGGGCGUCAGGGCGAGCGGGGGGGGGGGAGGGGAGGGGGGGGGGGAGGGGGUGGGGGGGGGCGGGCGUAGUCGGGGGAGGGCGGGGGAGGGGGGCGGGGGGGGGGGGGGGGUGGGGCGGGGGGGGUGGGGGGGGCGGGGUGGGGAGGAGAGGUGAGUGGGCGGGCGGGGGAGGGCGGGCUGGGGGGGUGGGUUCGGGGCGGGGCGGGUGGGCGGCGGGGGGGGGGGGGGGGGGCGUAGGGCGCGGUGAGGUGGGGGUGGGGGAAUUGGAGGGUGGGCGGGGGGAGAGGGGGGGGCGUGGGGGGGGUGGUAGCAGGGACGGGGGGUUUGGGCUGGGUUCGUUGAUAGGGGGGGGGAGAGGGGAGGGGGCAUGUGUGAGGGGAGGGGGGGGGAUAGAGGGGGUUGGGGGGGGGGAGGGGGGGGGUGCCGGUGGUGGGGUUGCGGUGGGGGGUCGGGCGGGGGGGGCGGUAGUGCGGGGAGGUGGGGGGGGGGGGGGGAGGCUGUUAGGGACGGGGUCGGGGAGGCCGGGAGUGCUGAAAGGUGGCGGUCCUGUAGCUGGGGGGGAGGGGGGGGGGGGGGGGGGGAGAGGGGGGGGGCGGGCGGGGGUGGGCGGGGGGGUGGGUGGGGCGGGGAGUGGGGGCGGGGGAAGAGAAGUAGGGGCGGUUGAGGGGGGGGGCGCGUGGCGUAGGCGAGGAGUGGGAGCGAGCGGGGGGGGGGGUUGGGUGGAGGCGGCGGGAGGGGGGGGCGCGGUUGCGAGGGGUGGGGGGGGGGGGCGGGGGGGGGAGGGGGACGGGGGUGUAGACAGGGUGGAGUGUAGGAGGGAGGGGGGGGGGCUAGGUGGGGGGGCGGGAGGAAAGGGGGGGGGGUGGCGGGGGUGUUGGGUGGGGGGGACGGCUGCGGCAGGGGGAGGGGGUCAGGAGGGGCGGUGGGGGCGGUGGCCGGGAGGGGUGUGGGGGGGGGGAGGGAGGUGGGAGGUGUGGGGGGAAUGGGCACUGGGGGGGUCGGAGGUGGGGGGGGGGCGUGGGGGGUGGGGGCAGGCGGAGGCGGGGGGGGGGGCGGGCGGGGGAGGGGGCAGGCGGGCGGAGGCGGGGGGCUGGGGGGCGGGGAGGGGGAGGGGAGGGGGGGUAGGCGGCAAUGGGGACGGGGUCGAGGGAGGGGUGGCGCGGGCUGGAAGGGGGUACGUGAGGAGGGGGGGGGCUCGCCAGAGCGCGGGGACGUCGGGGAGCCACCGAGGCGCGGCACGCGGGGAUGGCGAUGGGGGGGGGAGGAGCGCGGGGGGGGGGAAGGUGGGGGGGCGGUGGGGGGGAGGCGUGGGGAGUGGGGAGGGGCGGGGCGGAGGGAUGGACGUGGGGUUGGGGUGUGUGAGGGGGGAGGAGGGGGGGGGCGGUGUGGGGCGGGGCGUGGUUACGGAAGGGUCGGGCGGCUUGGUGGUCAGAGGUGGUAGCACGGGGGGGGGGAGUGCGGGGUGGGGGGGGGCGGGGAGUGGGGGUGGAGGGGUGGAGGUAGGGGGGGAGGGUGGGUGGGGGGUUGGGGGGAGGGAGGGCGGCGGGUCGGGGGGGGGGGUGGAUAGGGGGGGGGGGGGCGAGGGAAGCGGGGGGUCUGGGGGGUGUUCGGGGGGGGGCGGUGGGGGGCGGCAGAGAGCGGAGGAGGGGGGGGGGGGGGGGGCGUGGGGGGGGGGGGGGGGCGAGGAGGGGGGAGGGGGCGGGGCGGGCGGGGGUGGGUUGGGGGGGGGGGAGGCGAGGGGGUGGGGGGAGGUCGCGGCGGAGGAGCGAGGGGGGGAGGGGGGGGGGCGGUGUGCGGGGAGGGGGGAGUGGGGGGGGUGGUGGGCAGAGGGGGGCGCGUCAGGGCGAGAGCAUGUAGUGGAGAUUGAGGAGGAGUCGGUGCUGGAGAGUGGUGGGCGUAAAGAGGGGGGGAGGGGAGGGCGUGCGUUGCGAGAGUUGGGCGUCGAGUGGGGCGCGCGGGGAGGGGCGUGGACCUUCGGGAGCGGGACAGUGGGAGGGGACGCGGUCAGGGACCGGUGGGGUGCAGGGCGGCGUAGUCGGUCAGUGUGGUACUGCGCUGUGGCAUUUGGAGUUACAGUGAACGCGAGGAAGAGGGGGUUGCAGGGAGCGGGCGGAGGACGGGAGGGGGUGGCGGAAGACGGCGCGGUUGGGGGGAGCGAGUCGGGCGUGGGGAAGGUGGGCAUGUGGGGUGGGAGGCGGAGGGGUGGGGGAGGGGGGGAGUGGGGCGCGAGCUUGGGGGGGGCCCGGGGUGGGGGUGGGAGUGGGGGGGGUGGAGGUGGGGGGAGUGCGGGUGUGGGGGGGGGGGGGGCGCGGGGGCGGGGGGGGGUGGGGAGGGGGGUCGGUGGCGGGGGAGGGGAGGGGGUGGGGGGGGGGGGGGGGCGGGGUGGGGGGGUGGGGGGUGGGUGUGGGGCUGGCGAGGGCGUGGGUGGGGGGGUAGGGACGGGGGGGAGAGAGUGGGGGGGGAGAAGAUGCCGAGGGGCUGUGCUAGUUGGGGGGGCGGUCGGGGGGGGGAGGUGUGUGUCGGGCGGCGGGGGGGGGGGGGGGGGGGGGGGUGGGGUGGUGGUCGUGGGGGGGGGACGUGGGAUGAAGGGGGGGGGGGGGUUGGCGGAGCGACUUAGGGGGGGGGGGGGGGUGGGGGGGUGGUUGGUGGGCGGGGGGGCGGUGUGGGAGGGGGUGGGUCGCCAUUGA